CUAGUUCCUUUUGCUUUCUUCUCUAAUUACCUUUGCUUUUCUUUGUUACUUCAAUUCUGAGUUAAUCAGUUUCAUUAAUCUCCUUGCAUUGCUGAGAAGUUUAAUUAGUUGUGGUUAAGGAAGGUAAUUAAAAAUGCCAGCCAUAGUAAUUGCCAGCAAUGGCGAUAUGCCAACUUUCGAAGGAAGGAUGACUUUUACAGUCGUCUUAUGUGUUAUUAUUGCAGCUUGUGGAGGCCUAAUGUUUGGCUAUGACAUUGGUGUUUCAGGUGGUGUUUCAGCCAUGGAUGACUUCUUGGUAAAAUUCUUUCCUUCAGUUUAUGAAAGAAAGAAACAUGCACAUGAAAACAAUUACUGCAAAUAUGACGAUCAAUAUCUCCAACUGUUCACUUCUUCCUUAUACAUUGCCGCUCUUGUAGCCAGCUUUGUGGCUUCAAAAACCUGCACUAAGUUUGGCAGGAAACCCACUAUGCAAUUUGCUUCCUUUUUCUUCAUAGCAGGUGUCGCUUUAAGUGCCUUUGGAGUAAAUAUAGAAAUGGUGAUUGUUGGCAGGGUUUUCCUUGGCUUCGGUGUUGGAUUUGCCAAUCAAGCAGUGCCACUAUUUCUUUCAGAGUUAGCUCCAGCGAAAGUCCGAGGAGCGCUAAAUAUUUGUUUCCAACUCUUCAUAACAAUUGGAAUAUUGCUUGCAAAUAUUGUGAACUACUUCGUGGGUGAGAUUCACCCAUACGGAUUUAGAAUUUCACUUGGACUUGCAGGCGUACCAGCUUUGAUGCUUGGUUUAGGUUCAUUAAUCAUAGUUGAAACACCAACAAGCUUGAUAGAGCGUGAUAGAGUAGAAGAAGGAAGAGCAGUACUCAAGAAAAUCAGAGGAAUUGACAAUGUCGAUCCUGAAUUUGAUUCUAUAGUACACGCUUGUGAGAUUGCUAGGCGAGUGACAGACCCUUAUGCCAAACUCAUGACAAGACCAAGCAGACCACCACUAAUCAUAGCGAUUAUGUUGCAAAUUUUCCAACAAUUCACUGGAAUUAAUGCGAUUAUGUUCUACGCACCUGUUUUGUUUCAGACAGUUGGUUUUGGAAAUGAUGCAGCUCUUCUAUCGUCCGUUGUAACAGGAACUGUUAAUGUUCUGUGCACUAUUGUUUCUGUUGUGGUUGUAGAUAGAGCAGGAAGGAGGAUUCUUCUUAUUGAAGCUUGUUUACAAAUGCUUAUUACACAGACAGUUAUUGGAGUUAUAUUAAUGAAGGAUUUGAAACCCACUGGUGAUUUACCAAGUUCGGAGGCAUUAAUUGUGGUGGUUAUGGUAUGUGUAUUUGUUGCUGGUUUUGCUUGGUCAUGGGGUCCCUUGGGUUGGUUAAUCCCAAGCGAAACGUUUCCUCUUGAAACAAGAACAGCUGGGUAUUCAUUUGCAGUUAGCUCUAAUAUGCUCUGCACAUUUAUAAUCGCACAAGCAUUUUUGUCCAUGCUCUGCAAAAUGCAAGCUGGGAUUUUCUUCUUCUUCGCAGCUUGGAUUGUGGCUAUGAUGGUAUUUGCUCUGUUUUUCAUUCCUGAGACUAAAGGUAUUCCCAUUGAUGAGAUGGUUGAUAGAGUUUGGAAGCAGCAUUGGUUCUGGUAUAGAUUCUUUGACGAUGAACAUGAUGGUCCUGUCAAGAAACCAGCUAAGAUGAUUCACACUCAUAUGCCUUGAGAUUUUCAGAGCAACCUGAGGAGUUCAAUAAGGGGAAGAAAGAAAAAACAGAAAAAAAGGAAAAAAAACAAUGAAUAAUGGAAUCUUUAAUCUUGUCUUUGUCAUUGUGAUUAGGCAAAGAAUUUGGUGAAUAAUGUAACCAAAUACACACUGCCAGUUUCAGCUAGAUGGAACGGAAAGGUUUUAUUGGAAAGGAAAGCUGUCCCAGUUGUGUAUUUCAUUUCAUGUUUGACGUUUCAAUGAUCUGAGAAAUAAAAAGACAAAAAAAAAAAAAAAAAAAAAAA
Messenger RNA from Jatropha curcas, 1965 nucleotides. Its product is annotated as sugar transport protein 8. The record is from RefSeq and is a predicted model, not a curated record. Gene Ontology annotation, cellular component: membrane. Lineage: Eukaryota; Viridiplantae; Streptophyta; Magnoliopsida; Malpighiales; Euphorbiaceae. Gene Ontology annotation, biological process: monosaccharide transmembrane transport. Gene Ontology annotation, molecular function: monosaccharide transmembrane transporter activity.